UCUGAAUGGCUUCUGGUAGGGCGUGUCUUCUGCAAAAAGGGGUGCGGCACUGAUGGAGAGAGUUGGGAAGAAUGUUUGGAUGAAUGCACAGAGAUAUGCUACAAGGACCCAGUGUUAAAGGACCAGCAGUGGAGCGCUUACAUUGACCGCUCUCCGGGAGCUGACAGAUACUCAGAGGAAUGCUUCUUUUCUUGUGUAUCCGGCUGUGGUUAUAAGUUUGAUAUUCCCCGAGAGGAAGUUGAUAAAGUUCGUCCGAAGAGGCCACCUAAGCCUCCUCCUGUUCCAAAAAAGCCAGCCUCACCACGCGUUGAGCCCAAACAAACGACUGAAGACGUGCUUAGCACUUCUGCAUAAUGGAGAGCUGAACAAAACCUUUCAACAUUUGCUAUUAGCUAUCGAGAUAGUAACCUAAACAACUUGCAGGAAAUUUCUUCGCCCACCAUUUCAAGUCCUAUCCCACACUUCAGUUUGGUCUGCAGGAUCAUUUUUGUUGAGCAAGGUUCGCAUUUCGUGUCCUUCAUUCGAUCCCUCUGGCCAAAAGUCACCUAACAUCUGGUUUCCCAGGCAUUUUGGUAGCAUGAAACAGUAAACUCUAAAUUGGUUUGCCUUCCAAUUUCUUUCUGUUUUUCUUAGAGUAAGUAGCUCGGUGUAAUUCGACGAGUUUCAUACGAAAACAAUAUAGUACAAUUUACUGUACUCAGAAUCGAGCAAGCAAUGCAGAUACUUGUAUCAGCUUGACACGGACAAGGUCUUUUAGCAGCUACAAGUUCAACUGAUCAAAUAUUUUUCACGUCGUCUUGCACCUA
Messenger RNA from Morus notabilis, 806 nucleotides. RefSeq lists its product as uncharacterized. Lineage: Eukaryota; Viridiplantae; Streptophyta; Magnoliopsida; Rosales; Moraceae. The transcript has 4 exons. The annotation marks the transcript as partial. The record is from RefSeq and is a predicted model, not a curated record.